CCCCAACAUCCACGCACGUGCAGUUCAAACAUUCAAACUCUAACCGAACAGAGACCCCGGCAACAUCCGCCGAUUAUCCUGCUCUUAGCGCGACCUCCUAUUCACCCAGUCUAUACUGGGCAGCAAUCUCUGGCUGUCCGGUUUCAUACAACACAUGGAAUACUAGUAUUCAUGUCGCACCACGAUCAAAAUGUCGAUAUUAUCAGACGAGGAGCUGACCCAGCCGAAGCCGAAGAUGAAGAGGCCCAGCUGCUGCCUGGCGAAGAGAUGGAGAUUCAGGAUCACUAUACGCGCCAGAGAAUAAAGAGACAACGACCGAUAGGCCUGCUCGACAAGAUCAAAGGUCCGCAUCCGCCUCGAAUCCAGACUGUCCAGCCGGUAUUCCCCCGUCUCCAGGAAUUAGGCCCCCUUCUCUUAGCAAGUCAAAUAUCGAGCAAGAAACAUCAGCUUUUGGCACUUGGUUUUGGUGUGCUACUCUGGUUUUGCAUCUUUUUCGCCAUGUUGAGUAAAGAGCUGCCCAUUCAAGAUGGAUCCCAAAACUAUGCAAUCGGUCUAGAUUGCACGGAUACAUUUUUCCGGAUGAAGAAUGAAUGUGCGGUCGACGGUCUCGAUUGUCGCCCUUUUGAUAAAAAAUCUUUUGCUUUCCGGUGUCCUGCCAACUGUGCCAGCGUCCAAGUGUUGAAUGAAAGAGCUGUUGGACCCAUCGAAGUCAUAUAUCGCCCUUUGGUGAUCGGCAAUGGAACCUAUCGUGGCGACAGCUUUAUAUGCGGCUCUGCCAUCCACGCAGGAAUCAUUAACGAUCACCAGGGCGGUUGCGGUCGGGUCUCACUCGUUGGGGAACGCGACAAUUACCCAAGUGUCAAUGCGAAUGGAAUUGAAUCGAUUGCUUUCGAUUCAUAUUUCCCGCUAUCAUUCGUACCCUCAGCCGACCCGGAGCUUCGCUGUUCGUCCGAUCCUCGCAACGGUUUACUGAUUACGACUAUGAUAUUCACGAGCAUCUUCUGCUUACUUGCAACGUCACCACGUAUAUUCUUCGUCAUCUUCGUACUUAUAUUUGCUCAAGUAAGCUUUGGAUCAGACCCUCCCUCGGCAUCAUAUCGGAAUAUUUCUGUACUUCCUGAUCAUAUCUCAAUGUUUGCGAAGCGCCUAUUACCUGCCUCGUUCUGUGCAGUAGUCAUAUACCUUAGCGUUGUAAAACGUACAUUAGCGGGGAUGAAGGCUCCGUUCGAGAAAACGCUGUUUUGGCUUGGAGGAUUCUUCUUUGGUGCCUUGUCAAACUACACAUUCGAAUGGAUACCGAUCCAAAGAUUGACAGCACACGAUCUUGAGCAGCAGCCAGGGGCCAUUGUCGCGCUGGUAGCCAUACUCAUCGUUCUUGUCAUCAUCAUAUUAGGCCAAAUGUACUAUUUCUGGUUAGAAGGCCGGUUGCCACAGUAUCUGAUGCUGUACGGCCUCUUUCUGUCUGGUAUAGUCAUAUGCCUGAUGAUUCCUGGAGUCUCGCUCCGCAUCCAUCACUACAUAAUAGCGCUUUUACUGCUGCCAGGGACGAGUCUACAGACGCGUCCAUCACUACUCUAUCAAGGAUUGCUCCUGGGUCUGUUCGUUAACGGCAUAGCACGAUGGGACUUUGACUCCAUCCUUCAAACAGCCGAAGCUCUUCGGGGUGAUGCGAAGCUUGACUCAGUUGUACCCGAGAUACCCAUACCACAUGUCAGACAUGUGGCGGACGAACUCGUCUCUGUGUUCUCGUGGUCCUCGCUAACAGCGGGAAUGGACGGAAUGAGCAUGCUGGUCAAUGAUGUGGAGCGCAGCCGGAAGUUUUUCAAUGACGGUAUUGACAGGAACGCUAGCACGUUCGAAUUGUCGAGACCAGUCAGCGCAAAAUACAAUGAAUAUGUACGGUUCGCAUUCCUGAGAGGGGGUCGGACGUUGGAUUAUUCCGAUGCUGGGAUCUUCAACGGGACUUGGCAUAUCCCGACGUUGGAAAAUUAA
Periconia digitata is the source of this 1992-nucleotide messenger RNA. Lineage: Eukaryota; Fungi; Ascomycota; Dothideomycetes; Pleosporales; Periconiaceae. The record is from the annotation of a GenBank genome assembly.